Eptesicus fuscus (big brown bat) is the source of this 2336-nucleotide messenger RNA. It is a transcript of the gene BRCC3, whose product is annotated as BRCA1/BRCA2-containing complex subunit 3. Gene Ontology annotation, biological process: double-strand break repair. The transcript is spliced from 11 exons. Gene Ontology annotation, molecular function: polyubiquitin modification-dependent protein binding; cysteine-type deubiquitinase activity; metallopeptidase activity. The record is from RefSeq and is a predicted model, not a curated record. Bases 65 to 940 code for a protein of 291 amino acids. Lineage: Eukaryota; Metazoa; Chordata; Mammalia; Chiroptera; Vespertilionidae. Gene Ontology annotation, cellular component: BRISC complex; BRCA1-A complex.
CUGGAGCUCAGGGUUGGUCGGGCCUAAGUGGGCCCUAGGCGGACGUGAGCUGGGUCGGACCAAGAUGGCGAUGCAGGUGGUGCAGGCGGUGCAGGCGGUUCAUCUGGAGUCGGAUGCUUUCCUAGUUUGUCUCAACCACGCUCUGAGCACAGAGAAGGAGGAAGUGAUGGGACUGUGCAUAGGGGAGUUGAAUGAUGACACCAGGAGUGACUCCAAAUUUACAUAUACUGGAACUGAAAUGCGCACAGUCACUGAAAAGGUUGACACCGUCAGAAUUGUUCACAUUCAUUCUGUCAUCAUCUUGCGACGUUCUGAUAAGAGGAAGGACCGAGUGGAAAUUUCUCCAGAGCAGCUAUCAGCGGCCUCAACGGAGGCGGAGAGGUUGGCUGAACUAACAGGUCGUCCCAUGAGAGUGGUGGGCUGGUAUCACUCCCAUCCUCAUAUAACUGUUUGGCCUUCACAUGUUGAUGUUCGCACACAAGCCAUGUAUCAGAUGAUGGAUCAAGGCUUUGUAGGACUUAUUUUUUCCUGUUUCAUAGAAGAUAAAAACACAAAGACUGGCCGGGUACUCUACACUUGCUUUCAAUCCAUUCAGGCCCAAAAGAGCUCAGAGUAUGAGAGAAUUGAAAUCCCAAUCCAUAUUGUACCUCAUGUGAGCAUUGGAAAAGUGUGCCUUGAAUCAGCAGUUGAGCUGCCCAAGAUUCUGUGCCAAGAGGAGCAGGAUGCAUAUAGGAGGAUCCACAGUCUUACACAUCUGGACUCAGUAACCAAGAUCCAUAAUGGCUCAGUGUUUACCAAGAACCUGUGCAGUCAGAUGUCAGCAGUCAGCGGGCCUCUCCUGCAGUGGUUGGAGGACAGACUGGAGCAAAACCAACAUCAUUUGCAGGAGUUGGAACAAGAAAAGGAAGAGCUUAUGCAAGAACUUUCUUCUCUAGGAUAAAGUGGGAGACAAAAUGAAGAAAAAAUGAAAAUAUCCAAGUGUGAAAUUAAUUAACCUAAAUCAAUUUUGAAGAAAAAGUUGGAAGACUCACAUUAUUUGAUUGAAGACUUACUAUAAAGCAAGAGUAAACAAGAUGGUAAGGUAUAUGCACAAUGGAUUUUGACAAAGUUACGAAAGCAAUUCAAUGAAGAAAGGAUAGUCUUUUCAACAAAUGAUAUGGAAGUAAUUGAACACCCAAAGGCAAAAAAUGAACUUUGACAUAAAAUGUAAACCUUAUACAAAAAUCAACACAACUAUAUCAUGAACUUAUAUGUAAAAAUUUUAGAAAUAAAAUCAUGAAAAAAUCUUCAGGAUCUUGGACUAGGCAACAAGUUCUCAGCCUCCACCCCCGAAGCACAAUCCUACAAGGAAAAGUUAAUAUAUUGGACUUCAUCAAAAUGAAAAACUUUUGCUUCACAAAAAAUUUAAGAGGAAGAAAUUGAGACUUAUUUGCAAACCAGAUAUCUGAUCAAUUUAGAACAGUAAAAACAAUUCAAUUGCAAAAGAUUUGAAUAGGCUAAAUGAAUUUCACUAAAGAGGAUAAAUGGAUAGCAAGUAAGCACAUGGAAAGAUGUUGAACUUAAUUAGUCAUCGGAAUGCAAAUUAACAUCACGAUGUAUUUCUACACAUUUAUCAGAAUGCUUAAAAGAAAAGAUAUUGAAAAUAUCAGAUGCUUUUGAACAUAUAAACUGGAUCUCAUGCAUGGCUGAUAUAAAUGAAAAUGAAAUUUUAAUAAAGUUAAACAUACAUGUACCAUAUGACCCAGCAGUUGAACUCAUGGUCAUUUAUCACAGAGAUAUGAAAACCUAUGUUGGCAAGAAAACUUGUACACAAAUGUUCUUAGCAUCUUUCUAAUAGCCCCAAACUGUAAGCAAACCAGAUGUCCUCCAAUUGAGAGGUUAAACCAACCAUCCAUACUAUGGAAUACUACUAUUCAAUGUAAAGGAAUAGACUAUUGACACACACAACUUGAAUGGUCCUCAAGGGUAUCAUGAUGAAUGAGAAAAAGUAUCAAAAGGUCACAUAGGUAUGAUUGAUUUAUAUAGCAUUCUUGAAAUGACAAAACUAUAGAAACAAAGAACAGAUUAAUGGUGACCAGGCAUAGGGACUGGAGGGGUAUGGGGUAUGUGUGACAAUUAAGGGAUAACACAAGCAGUUCCUUUGUGGUGAUGGAACAAUUCUGUGUCAUGAUUGUGGUGUUGAUUAAAUGAAUUUCAGUAUGUGCUAAAACUACAAACACCCAUAAAUGAAUGCAUGUAAAAUCUGAAUAAGUCCUGCAAUCUGAUAAGGAGUAUUGUACCAUUGUAUCAUGUGAAACUGGGUACGGUCUGCAGUCUAAUAAAGAGUAUUAUACCAU